Molecule: messenger RNA, 14002 nt
Organism: Pelobates cultripes (western spadefoot toad)
Lineage: Eukaryota; Metazoa; Chordata; Amphibia; Anura; Pelobatidae
Source: the annotation of a GenBank genome assembly
GGAAGGAAGACAUAUUGGUGACGCGCGUUGUGUCUCUUGUGUAUCGAACUCUACGCUGUGCCGCCAGUACAGGUCGGGGGUAGGCGCGGCUGUGACGUGUACAGGAGGCGCCUUGAUGCGGUGUAGGGCCCUGGAAGGUUAGCAGCUGCCUAUCGGAUUGGAGGUCGUCAGUGUCAUUACAUCCCAGCGAACACAGUGACCCGCCGGCCGCACAUGCAAAAAAUGCUAUCCCUCCUGUCCCGUGUGCUGCAGGGCCCGGCCCACAAACCUGUCACCGUGAGUAUAGCGCACUGUAUGGCUGGGAGGGAAGGACAUGCUGGGUAUGGGAGACUGACUGGGACUGCCAGGGACAUGGGGGGUAUGGGGGACUGACAGGGACAUGGGGGGUAUGGGAGGCUGGGAGACUGUCAGGGACAUGGGGGGUAUGGGGACUGCCAGGGACAUGGUGGGUAUGGGAGGAUGGAGGAAUGGCAGGGACAUUGGUGGUAUGGGAGGCUGGGAGACUGACAGGGACAUGGUGGGUAUGGGAGGCUGGGGGACUGCCAGGGACAUGGCGGUAUGGGAGGCUGGGGGACUGCCAGGGAUAUGGUGGGUAUGGGAGGAUGGGGGAAUGGCAGGGACAUGGGGGGUAUGGGAGGCUGGGAGACUGACAGGGACAUGGUGGGUAUGGGAGGCUGGGAGACUGACAGGGACAUGGGGGGGUAUGGGGACUGCCAGGGACAUGGGGGGGUAUGGGGACUGCCAGGGACAUGGGGGGGUAUGGGGACUGCCAGGGACAUGGGGGGGUAUGGGGACUGCCAGGGACAUGGUGGGUAUGGGAGGCUGGGGGACUGCCAGGGACAUGGUGGGUAUGGGAGGCUGGGAGGUUGACAGGGACAUGGUGGGUACAUAAAUAUAAUCCCUAUAAUAGUGCAUGCCAUACACAUGAAUUGGAAAUUACAUUCUGAUAUCAGGAUCAUAACUAAGCUGGAAAAAUUCUCUAAAAUUUCCAGGUGAACUGUUCUAUUAAAUGGAUACUAUAGUGGUAGGGAAACAAAGUUGUUUUCCUAGCACUAUCAUGACCUACAAUGACCCCUCCCUCUUAACUGAACUGAAGUGGUCUGGGUGCCAGUAGUGUCCCUUUAAUUUGUUUUUGUUUAUUUGCUAAAUUUAGAGUUUAAAAAAGAGAAAACAGUUUUAUUGCUUGCUUUUUUUUUCUUUUGCUUUUUCCAACUUAUCUUUAUACUUUUGCUUGAAGGACCACUAAAAGGUUCUGUGGUCCUGUAGGUGUAACUGUGUAAUGUGAAGUUUAUUAUAAUUUAUACAUUGCAGGGUUAAAUACACCUCCAGUGGCUGUCAGCCAUUAGAGGCACUUCCUAAUUCAGUAACUGAAUAAAACUGCCACAAGACUGAGCUGCCAUAGGAAUUCAUUGAAUAAAUAAUACAAGCCUAGCGCUUCCCUUGUAUGCGCAUCCAUUCCAGCACCAAUGCCUAGUUCUCCUUCUCCCAGCGGAGAGGGAGGAAUGUAAGGGAGGAAGAGCUAGAAGGAGAUUGGUGGGGGGAGCAUUCUACUGCCAUUGGCUGUCAAGCGUCAGCAUUCUGGUGUCAGCCAGCAAUUGUGCACAGUAUUCAUGUUAGGAACCUGGAACUCUCUAUCUGUGCUGGCUAAUGAUGCUCCAGUGAUGCAGCCUGAGGUGGUGUUACACGUCCUGUUUUCAUAACCUUCUAAAUAAAUCUGAUGCAGAGGAAACCUGUGUUCUAUUGUUUCUAUUGAUUAUAAGCAGAAAUUACCAAGCUGAUGAUCUGUUCUCUGGCGUUGUAGGAAAUAUAGAAAUAAGUAAAGUGUUACUCCAACCACAAAACAUUGUUUUAAGAUCACAAAAUAGGUAAAACUGACCCCUGUUUAAGCAGUGAGGCCAAGUUCUCUGCAGCCCAGUUUUCCUUUGCUGACUGAAUUCCCCCGAGCAUGGUGGGGGGGGGGAGCAUACUGUGCGUGCUGGUGUCAAACUCCAGAUUAACACAGGAUUCACAGUAGCCAACCUGGAACACUUCACAUCUCGGUGACACUGCCAGAUGUGAGGUCACCAUGAGCAGUACAGGGCUUAAUCUCCUCAUCUGUUGCGUUUUACAGUGAAAUGCUGCCCGUACAAACUGCUGGCUCCAUGACCACCUCAAAUCACUGGGGUGGUCACGAUGCUUGGAGUAACCCUCUAAGUGUUUUGCAGGAUUUGUUUGUCCACCAGUACGAUCAGGACAAUGUAACAAAAAUUUAACUGAUAUAAAAAAUUUUAAAAAAUUAAAAGUUUAGUUACGUUUUAAUGUCUUUAAAGUACCUCAGGCUGGAUUACAUUGCGUUAACUGAUGCAGCAAAAAUGCAAAAUGUCUACAUUUUAAAUACAUACACCAUUGUAGUUACAUAGGCUGAAAAGAGACCUGUGUCCAUCAAGUUCAGCCUUCCUCACAUUUGUUUUUGCUGUUGAUCCAAAAGAAGGCAAAAAGAAAAAACAGUUUGAAGCACUUUCAAUUUUGCAACAAACUAGGGAAAAAAAAGACGAGGAAUGGUUUGCAAAAUCUCAGCCAAUUUCAGCAUUCCCAGUGUUUUCAUUGGUGCUAAACCGAACCCUUUAUGAGUAAUUUAAUCAUAAUCCUUUAUAUAAAUAUGCUUUAUGAUUCAAUUUUCAGUAGUAAAGUUGUAUUAAAAUGUUGUGCUAGCUUAAUACUUAACCAAAGCCGGUCAUAUAUGCAUUUUAUGGGAGACAGUACUACUUUCACUUUAUAGAGAAGGUUGCGGUCUAUACAUUUUGAUAGUCAAACUGCUAGAAAUAUAUUUUUCUGUUCUCAUCCACCGACGUGGGAGCAGGCAUUAGAAAAUGUCUUGUAUCUUUGUACUUCUGCCAGUAAAUUAGCUAGUACUACAUAAAAAAAUUACUUUCUUUUUUCUUUUAAUACCUGCUUUAAGCUCACAUCAUUCUAAACACAGUUUGUGGUUUACAGAUACACUUUUAAGGAACACUUCAAUGUUGGCAGCAUAUUUAUUUUAUAAUGUUGGUGUUCUUGUGCAUAAAAAUAAAGGUUCACCACUUAUCUUGCGCCGACCUGGUCUCAGCGCGGCAUCCGCUCUUUUUCCUGGUGGAUGAUCAGAGGCCAAACCAAUAAUGCUUCUUGUAAAGAAGCCUUGGAACACUACAAAAUCUAUUGAAAAGUAAUGGGUAUAUACAAUGUAUGAUGGUCCUGUUCUUUGCUGUAACAGGUGUGAUAUGCAUAAAAUGUCAGCAAUUUCCUUGCAUUUCUGUUACAAUGUAUAUAUUUUAGUUGUUCAAGAUGUCCCUAAUUGUUAAAAACUUGCUAUGUGACAGUUUCUUUCUAUAGACCUUAAACUGUCUGAAUUGUUAGCAAAGCAUUGAGUUAAACUCCUUCAGGCCAUCUCAUGCUAGAGUCACUUUAAAAAGCUUAAACACACUUGACAGGUUUUCCAUUGUGUUAAAGGGACACUCUGAGCACUGUAGUCAGUAUGGUUUAUUGUACUGUAAAGGUUGGAAGGAGUCUGUGUGUCAUACCUCCCAUUUUCUCCCUGGAACCCAAAAGCAGCACCUCUGCUUCUACUGAGAUAAUGCAGAUGUUUCACAGUCACAUUAUCCAGUUUAGUCAGAAUUUGGAUGCAGAUAACAGGUUGUAAGAUGUGUAGAACACUAGAAAACACUGGUUUUGCUCAGAGUAACCCUCCUAUCCUGCAACUCUCCGCUCUCCCCCGUCACAUAAAGAGAAAAUAGCUAAAACUUACCUUGGUUCCAGUGCUGAGGCUAAGUUCUCCCUUUUACUGAUUCUCUUCUGCUGAUGUCAGGGAGGACAUGGGCAUCACAGAGGGAGGGGGUCUUUUGAACCAUUGGCUGUCCUACCACCAGCAUACUACAGAUGCCAUCUAUGCUCAGAACUGUCAUUAGCCAGAGAAUAAGUUGGGGUUUUUUUUUUUGCUUGUUUUUUUGGGAGGUGUGUGUGUGUGUGUGUAUGUAUAUAUAUAUAUAUAUUUUGUGAUUGAGAGACCUAAAUACCAGAGUAUUUGGUAUUUACCAGAGUAUUGCUGGAAUGCAAUGAUAUUUUUUAUUUUUUUUGGACUAACAUAAUAUUUCAAAGACAAGCUUUGAAAUUUCAAAGAAAAGGUAUUGCAUACUGCAAUACUCUGGUAUUUUGGCAUCUUGUCUACUGGACUAAUACGGCUAAUCCAAUCUACUAUAUAUAUAUUUGUCAUAUUAGUCCAGUAGAGAGAGAUUAAAAAAAAUAUAAAUAUAUAUAUAUACACCUGACUCCCUCCCCCCUGUAUUUCUUCUGCUAUUUUUGAAGUUUGCGAUUUAAGAUUGUCAGUCCAUCACAUCUGAACAAAUCCAAGAGGGAUCAUCUAAAACUCCUGGACAGUAUCUUAAAGUGAGUUAGUCACAAACUGCUCUUUUAAGCAAUUACUUAAUAUAUUUUCUUUUUUUUUUUGUAUGUGCUGGGCUUGUGGAUGGUAUAGGGGGCUACUGCUGAGGUAAGUUGGGGCUUUGUAUUGAUCUUGCUCUGUAAUUCAUACUUCUAUCAUGCAUACCUCAUAAUUUAAUUUUCCUCUGUUGGAAAUAUGAUUUUAGACACAAUACAUCUGUUUUGCAAAAAAAAAAAAAAAAAAAGAUGCAUGGACAUGAUCUCCAAAAGUUGGCUGAGCAUUGUAUUUAUUUGCCUCCAUGUGCUAGGCGAUGAAAAAACUAAAGCUACAUACAUGUCAGGGGGGCUGUGCCAUGCAUGUGCCAUAAGAUGUAACCACAUCAUACUGUUGUAAUCAAAAUUAUUCAAAAUCAGGUUUAUUGUCAACAUUUACAGAAGCCAUUUGAAGCAUUCCUUGUGUUGAGCUGUUUCAAUAGUUUUUGUUGAUUUGUUCAUUCUGAACAGCUGAAGGUGUGUAAAUCUGAAGACACAGAAACAGCAAACUUGUCUCCCAAGCAUCUCUGCUGGUAUAUCUAUAUUAGUAAGGAAGAUAAAUUAGUUAUGGCAGUAUAACUCCCACCAAUCUUGGGAAGACAGAGACGUGUAUGUCUUGAUGCUGCCCAAUAAUUAAAGGGAAAGCAACUCUUAGCGUAAUAUACUUAUGUAGCAUAAAAUAUAUUAAACACUUAAAUAAACACAAACGUAUAACAGACACUAAAGUGCUAAAAUAAUAGUUUAGCUUCCCAGACCCCCUCUCUUUACAUUACAUUUUUUUUCUUACCCUUUUUCCCAGCGCUGCGCCGGUCUCACUUGCUCUCUCCACUUCCAUGACUGAGAUCAUCAAAUUUGGCAUUCUUUGUCCAAUCCAAUGAUUUCCCAUAGUAAAUAAGCAGUGGGAGGCUAUUUAUGUGCUGCAAAACUCUGCGCUGUGCCAAAUAGCAUCUCCUCAUAGAGAUGCAUUGAAUCAUCACUGCAAAAGGCAGUGCUUACAUUUAAAAUCGUGCUGGGACAUACUAUAGACACAUGAACAUCUUGUUAUGGAUACCAUAGUGUCCAUUUAAAUGAGAUCCAUAACCAUUACAGUGCACGCUGGGCUCUGAUGUCACCUGUGCCCCCACCUAUUGGCUGAGAGCAUCAGGUUAUUUUCAGCAUAUGCACUGAAGCUCGGCACCACCAGGCAUAGCUCAGACAGCGUUUCAGACUCCAGAAGACUAAGGGAAUGGUGCCUGGAACACCCCAGGUAAGAAGUCAAACUGUUUUUAAAAAUGGUUUGACUAAUUGCAUUGCUUGGGAUGCCAUGGCACUCCUGGCACCAUAACAACUACAGUUCACUGUAGUGGUUAUGAUGCUUGGAGUGUUCCUUAAGUGACAUAUAGGAAAAGAGCUGAGGAGCAAUGUUAAUGUUUACUCAGACCUUUUCCUACAUUGUCAUUAAAUAGCAGCUGCAAAUAUCAACUGCUGCCAUGUGAUUAGUCCCUACUAUGAAUUGUGACAGUCAGAUUGUGCAAUACGUAGAAUAAUGCACAGAUUAUGUCACCACAUUGCAUUACAUGAAUUAAUAUUCUUAAAUACAAGCACACUUCAAGCAGGAUCCUUCAUUUUCUCAUGUAGAUGACCGGUCUAUAUUUAAACAAAUGUCUUCUCCCUUGUAUGUUAAAGGGAUACUAUAGGCAUAGACAACUAAAGACAACUUUAGCUUCAUUAAGCAGUUUUGGUGUAUAGAUCAUGCUUCUGCAGUCUGACUGCUAAAUGUUCUGCCAUUUAGGAGUUAAAGCACUUUGUUUUGUCUAUGCUGCUCUAGCCAUACCUCCAUUGACUUUGAGUGGCACAGUCUGCGUUUAAUGUUUUUUUUUUUUUUGUUUUUUUUUAAAUUUUCAAUCAGAGCUUAACUUACUUUACUCGUGUAUUUAUAUGUAAAUUAAACUUGAAAUUACACACAGGAGGCUCCUGUAGGCUCUAUCGUGCCAUUAACAGAGCAGGAAAUAAGAAAUUCUAAAUUAAACAUAUUAUGCAAUAAAGGAAGUUUAAACAAUAAAUAUCUUGGGGCUGCAUAAACAAAGUGAUUUGACUCUUAAUUGGCAGAGAAUUGAGCAGUGAGACUGCAGGGGCAUGACUUAUGUACCACAACUGCUUCAUUAAGAUAAAGUUGUUUUUAUGUAUAUAUUGUCCCUUGAAAUCUCCAACAGGGUUAUUCACUAAAAUGAGAAUUCAAAGUGAAUUUUGAAUUUAAGGACAAGAACUGAACAAAUUCUGUCAGUCAGCUUUCACUUUGGUGGUUUUGAUCUUAAAUUUAAAAUGUACUGAAUUAACUUUGAAUUCUCACUUUAGUUAAUAACACUGUUAAAGAUUAGUGUAAUGUAAAUUGUCUGUCGUAUCACACCAAAUAAUUCAGUUUUGUGUUGCAAAAAUCCUAAAUUCCCCUUCUUGCCUGUUACACGGCAAAAUUGCAUAUAUAUCAAGUUAGUUACUAUACGGUUUAAUUUUUGUGUUUCUUUAAAGGCCGUUCGUGUUAUGGUGGCAUCACGUAACUAUGCAGACUUCGCAUCAGAAGCUACAUUUGACAUCAAGGUAAGCAAGAUCUUAUACCGGAGAAGCCAGCCAUCAAGUUACAUAUAUCAUCGUAGAUUUACAACUGGCAACUUCCCAUACCUGCAUACUUAAAGAGUAUAUACUGUGUGCUAUUGGCAACACCCUUACUCCUUUUCUAUGGGUUUUCUGGUAUUCUGGAAAAAUGAAAAUUACAAAUUGGAUACAUUUCUUCUAGGAUAUCAUGCCUGCUCUACUAGAUUUUAUUGUGCCUCUUGUUUUGCAUCUGCUACUUUUGAGAGUGCAGCCACAUUGAUUUGAUGUGUGACUUUAGAGGGGUGUUCUGCUUGGACCAGGUUUGUUCCCUCUUCUAAAUCAGGCUGGUUGUCUAGGGCUAUCUUGAAACAGAGCAGUGUAAAAUUUGUGCCAAGCAUUCUUUCACUCAAAUAUUUAUUUUGCAGCCUACUAGCAGGAUCUUACGGGUGUUGGAGAGCUGAAACAGUCGGCCACUAUGUUCCAGUUCAUAACAUUAAUGCUGGUUGUCUCAUGCUUGGUGUGGGGAGGUAGUUGUGAUAGUUAUGUCUGUCACAAAGGGGUUAAGGUAGCACUUGUCACCAUCUUUCAAGGUAUUUUUUUGCCAAGAUUUAAAGUGCAUGCAAUUCUGAAAGAAUGGCUAUAUAUGCUAAAACCUAACCGUACCGUAUAAAGACCACGAAUUGCCUUUUUGAUCAUGCAUUGUAAAUAUUGUAAUUUGUUAGCUGUGAAUCACCCUCACAUUCCACAUGAUCUGGCCACAAGAGCAUCACAAAUCAAGUUUUACAAACACAAAAUUGGGUUUGUAAUGUUUGUGAAGGUAAUAGUGUGAUAUCAUGUUUGUCUCUUUACUUCCUCAAAACUUUAUUACAAUAUGACCAAAUUAACACUCACAGCAUUUCAACUUUUUAAAUUACCUUUCCAUAAUAUAGACCCCUCCAUCUAUCGGCCGGACUUACCGGAGUCUCAGAAUGCUCAAUUAUGGGGCUGUUUUUGCAGGAAUGUGGCACUGAUAAGUUUGUGUCUUUUUUUUUUCUUUUCUAAUAUCCAUUCCCUUGCUAGAAAUGUGAUGUACAUCGUUUGGAUGAGGCUCCUCCAACACAAGCUGUUCUUACACGGGAGCAGGGCCUGCAGUAUUACAGAACCAUGCAAACCAUCCGGCGAAUGGAGCUAAAGUCAGAUCAGCUUUAUAAGCAGAAAAUUAUCAGAGGGUUCUGCCAUCUUUAUGACGGUCAGGUGAGUUGAUGGAAUUGAAUAGGAUUAAGGAGCCUGCCAGUACUUUUGAUUAAUAUACUAGCUGGUUCAGUUACAAAGUAUUACAGAUGUAAAUUUGUUGAUUACCGUUUGUGCAAGCGUCCUACAUUGAUUUUGUCGAAUGAUAGUGCAUAAACGUGACUUGUUUUUACAGGAAGCCUGUUGUGUUGGUAUGGAAGCUUCAAUAAACCCUACUGACCACCUAAUUACCGCUUAUAGAGCGCAUGGAUACACCUACACCCGUGGAGUGUCCGUGAAAGAGAUCCUAGCUGAACUCACAGGUACACUAUGGUCUCACUUAACUAUUUUUGGAUGUGGCAUCACAUAAUUGUGUCCGCCCUGAACGCAAGUUUUUUUUCUGAACUACUGAAUUAAAUUGGUGCAGUAAUGAUCUGUUUCAUGGAACAAAAUAUAUACAUAUGAAAACAAGAAGUAAUGCAAUAUCUUCCACAUACACCAACACAAAUCCAUUUCACGCAUUCUUAUAGUCGUAUCUGCUUUGCAGUAUUGUUGGGAGGGUUUUAAACCACACACUUUUUUUUUUGGAUAGUACAUUCUAAUGCACAUGUUUUUCAGCAUUUGUUGCAGGUUUCCACUUUUGGUCUUUUUUGUUCCUUUGAUAGGUAGAAAAGGUGGCUGUGCAAAAGGCAAAGGAGGAUCUAUGCACAUGUAUGCAAAGAACUUCUAUGGUGGAAAUGGUAUUGUGGGAGCUCAGGUAUAUACUGUUUGUGUUGUGUUCCAGAGUGAUUAUAGUUUAUACGGUUUGUGUCUUGGUCUAUAGUGAUUAUAGUUUCAUAGAUUUGCACCAGAUGAAAACCUACGUCAAAUACGUUCUGGUGCAGUUUAUUAAUAUGGAAUUAACUAAUAUGGUUGAGUAUGUACGCCCUCUAAUGGCAACUCUACCCUAAUUUUCUAUUGACUUCAUAACCUUACAAAUUGUAAUGUACAAAUACUUUUAGAUAUUUAAAAAAAAAAAAAGAAAAAAGUUAUUAAUCUAACAGUUUAAUUUGGCAAUUAUGGGCAAAGUGUCAAAAGCCCAGUGAACAAAUUUCUAAAGCACAUUUCAGUAACAGCCAUAAAUUCCAGCUUGUUACUGUUUCAUUGUGCAGUCAUUUUUUUUUUUUCUUUUCCCAAUUUAUGUCUUUACAUUCCAGGUACCCCUUGGAGCAGGUAUUGCCUUAGCCUGCAAGUAUUUUGGGAAGGAUGAGAUUUGUUUGGCUCUAUAUGGUGAUGGUGCUGCUAAUCAGGUCAGCAUUUCAAAUGUUACACUUUUAUGUUAUGUGUGCUUAUCACAAUAUAAUACAUGCAUAUCAUAAUUGUUUCUGUUAUCAGUGGCCUAUCUGAUUUUCCAGCAUUCGGCAGAUCCAAAACCAUUUUUUUAUGUCAGUACCAGUUUUGAUAUUUCAUAUUGCCCAAGACACAUUACCUCAGGUUAGAAACGCUGAUCAGCUGUUCAUAUUUUGCCGAUGGAAUUUUUUUUUUUACACAGUGUUCCAAGGUCUCACCUGAGCCCAUAUUACAAAGACCUACAGCAUUUCAUAAGCUAUAAUCUUUUGUCAAUUAUUUUUCUCUAUGUUCAUAUACAAUGGUAAGUUCUAAAACCUUCUGAUCCAUUAAAAAAAAAGUGAACCUCCCCCUACCCCCUCCCCCCCAAAAAAAUAUGAACUUGGUAUGGGUUCACAUCUUCUAACUUCUCUUAUUUGCUAUGGGGACUGCAUUACUGGCCCAUCAGCACACCAUUGUUUUUGAGUAUAUAAUGGGAGAACCCAAACUCUAGGACACAGUGGAUUUAUCUCUUCGUAAUAAGGACUGUGUGUGUGUGUGUGUGUGUGUGUGUGUGUGUGUGUGUGUAUAUAUAUAUAUAUAUAUAUAUAUAUAUAUAUAAUAUACUAAAUCAUACACCUGCCUUAUGUUAGUGGUUUAAAUUAAUUUAAUGCUUUUAAAUGUUUGCAGGCAUGUGACCUAAUGCUAGUCCACAAUACUUGCUGUAAAUACAAGCAUUGGCAAAGGAUUUCAUAUUACUGCUAUACCUCCUUUAUGGUGCCAUAAAUGGACAGAUGUUGUUUUUUUUUGCUUUUUUUUUAUUUUUUUUUAAGUUAUUCAUUUAUCAAUGGUAAAUGUUUUGCUUGUGGUUUUUAUCUGACAUCCUGAUUUUAUUUACAGGGUCAGAUUUUUGAAACUUACAAUAUGGCUGCUCUGUGGAAGCUCCCUUGUAUCUUUAUCUGUGAAAAUAACCGAUAUGGUAUGGGUACAUCCGUGGAGAGGGCUGCAGCCAGCACAGACUAUUUUAAACGUGGAGACUACAUCCCAGGGCUGAGGGUGAGUGAAGUUAAUGUGUGCUUUCUGCACAAAAGCUACAGGGUGCCUAAUUCUUCAUAAUAAUGUUGAGCUCAUAAUCACAUUUAGCGUAAAUCUAAAAGAAGACACAACACCUCCGUUGUCUUCAAAUUGUAAUCUUCAUGUGAAACUUGGUAGCUAUUCCAAAACAAAUCCAGUCUUGAUUUAUUCAUGUGCAAUGAUGGACAACAUCCCUGUGUUUAUAAAAAAAAAAAUAUAUAUAUUGUUACCCUUUCUUUCCCAGGUUGAUGGCAUGGAUGUUCUAUGUGUCAGAGAAGCUACAAAGUUUGCAGCUGAUCAUUGUAGAUCUGGAAAGGUACACUGUUGUUUGUUUGUGGGUUUUGUUUUUGCGUGGUGGGGUCUUUAUUGUCCUAGGGUCUUAAGCUAAAGUGUAUGUAUACCAUGGGUACUUUAGUGGCAGUGUAAAUUUAGAAGUAAAUAGUGUUUGCAAACAUUUUAUAGGGAUACUUAUGUAAUAAAAUGUUUAUUUUACUGCUGAUUUUUCCAGAUUUUGCAGAAAGUUUUUCUGAAGGCUCAGCAAGUCGACAUCCAGUAUUUAAAGGAACACUCCACGGGCCAAACACAAAAUAAAAAUCAAUGUUUAGUAGAUAUACCCCAAAUAAAAACUUGCAUGCAUUAAAUUAUGCAUUUUUUUCAUUGGGGAAAUGUAAAAACAGCAUGCAAAACAUGCAGUUCCAUUGUCUUAGACUUCCUAAUGCAGCUCAAUGAGAAAUCUUUGCAAGGUAGUUGCUCUGAUCAAUUGCUGCCUUGUGAGUUUAGCUCCAUUGAGCUAACCAAACCAGGAAAGAACAGGAACUGCUGUCAGUUUGAAAGCCAGGGCGGUGUGACAUGGUUAAUUUAUAAAAGUGACGAUUUUCUUUUGAAAUUUUCACUUUUUGCAAAAUGAUAGAGGACACACUCUUUAACACAGAAAGCAUUUCAGCAAGUUUUAGUGAUUUAGAGGUCUGGAGUGUUCCUAAAAGAGCCCACCUUUUCCGCAAUCCCUAUGUAACAUGGCAUCGCCUCUCUUUUGUCUGUAAAAUCAAACUAUGCAGUCAUAUAAUGCCACUUCAGCUCAAUUAAGUGGUCUGCAUACAGUGGCCCUGUCAUUUUAAGUUCUGUGGUAUAAAACAUUGCCCUUGUAGAUAUGGCAGUGUUUAUAUUACAGAGCUGAACACCACUGUAGUGGCUGCCUUUCCUGUCCGCCACUAGAGGGUGCUUCUGCUGCCAUAACAGACUCUGUUAUGGGCGUUCUCACACAUUGCUUGGGGACGUUGUACGUUUUCUAAUGCUUCCCCAUUAAAAGACAUAGCGGAGAAAGCCUCCAGAAAUAGGUCACAGGAGAUUGAUCGGGUACCUGCACGGAGAAAGUCUUGGCUUUGGGUAAGAAAUAAUUUUAGAAUUUAAAAAAAAAAAAAAAUCUUUUAUUUAUUUUUUUUUUAUUUAGGGAUCCCCGAAUCUAAAUAGGGAGUACAAUGCUAUAUCGUUGUGAAUACAUAUUUGUUCCUUUAAGAAUCUGCAUUCGAGGAGAGAGAACUUCUUUUUUUUUUUCUUCUUUUUUUUUUAAUGUGGAGAUAAAUUGGUUGCUAUAUUUACAGAAUCACUGAAACAAGAUAUGGAAAAAAUACUCUGGCAUAAGUAGGAAAAGAAUUGUAUCAUGGAAAAAAUAUUAACUUUAAAAAGGGACUAGUGGUUGUAAAUCUGAAAUAUUUGAUUAAACAUUAUUUUGAGUACACUUUACAAUAUCUAAUUUUUUUUCCCCACCUCUUUCCUUUCUUUCAGGGUCCUAUUUUAAUGGAACUUCAGACUUACCGAUAUCAUGGGCACAGUAUGAGUGAUCCAGGAGUUAGGUAGUUAUCCGUUUGUAGCUUAUACUUUCACCAUGAAAAAGAUACUUGAAUAUCUAAAUAAACAUACAAAGUGGGUACAGAAUCACUAAAUCAUCAGUCUCUGGGUAAACAAAAAAUUGUUAGUGGGGAUGAUGUAGUGCUGUAGUAGACUUAAGUUGAACAUGGUUUAUCGUCCCUUGUUUGUGAUCAUGACAGACUGUCCCGUUUUUGUUUAAUUCCAGCUACCGCACACGAGAAGAGAUUCAGGAAGUAAGAAGUAAAAGUGAUCCAAUCACCCUCCUUAAGGACAGAAUGUUAAAUAACAAUCUAUCUAAUGUGGAAGAAUUAAAGGUAACGCUACCUGUUUAACAAAAGUCUCCAGUCUAUAACAACUGUAAUGCACACUUUUGCUAUCAUGCUCACUGUUUAAUUGUUUUUAUAUCUUAAAUUACACUUGAUAGUUCCAACUCCUUCUUUGUUCCCUGUUUCUAGAAAUUGAAAGUACUUUGCUAUUAGUAGCCUUUACACAUGUGUACCCCAUUCCCUCCAUCCACAAAUACUUCCAAUGUGUUUAUACCAUCUGUGUAUUACCUAGUGCUUCUUGCCUCCGCAUGCUUUUGUUUUUGCCCUCUACAGAAGAUACCGUCACAGUUCUAGUUUACACAUACUACGAGCACCUGGGUUCCCUCCUGUAAAUGUCUAGCUCCCACUGCUUGCCCUGCCUAUAUUAGUAUAAGCAAACUUUUAUAGAUGAAAGUGAUACUUCUUGCUGAAAGAAACUCUGUGGAAAGAGCUAGUUAUGUUUGAAUUGGGUAGACACAGCUUGAUUAAUAACAUUAAAGAACUUGUCACUUUUAGUAACCAGAUGUUUCCCUCCACUAUACUGUCUCAUAGGAGAUUGAUGUUGAAGUACGGAAGGAAAUUGAAGAAGCAGCACAGUUUGCAACCACCGAUCCAGAGCCACCAUUGGAGGAGCUUGGAUACCACAUUUAUAGAAAUGAACCAACCUUUGAUGUUAGAGGAGCGAAUCUUUGGAUCAAAUACAAAUCUGUCAGCUAGAUCUUGUUUCAUAACUCCAAAAGCCUGUUACUUUAGUGCCCUUUUAAUGGAAACUGGUUCAUAUUUUUUUUUUACCCUCCUCAUCAGUGCUGCAGGUCAUAGUCUGUCCUCCAGGUCAUACCUUCUGUUUUAAACCAUUGGGGCAUAUUAUUUGUUAAAGACUAUAUAUAUAUAUUUCAGCCCGUCCAUUGCCUUACAUUGUACUGACGAUGCUUUCGAUAUUCCCAACUUAUUUCUUUCUCUUGAAAUAAGCUAUUUAUAGGAAAAAAAAAUUCAUUUUAAUCCAGAAAGCUAAUCAUGUCAUACCAUGUAUGCAAACUACUUCAUUAAAAUCGGGCAUAAAUUAUUUUCAGGGUUACUUAUUUAUUUUUAACCAUGUUUUUAAUUUAAUUCAAUGCAAUACACCGAUACCAUGUAUACGAUGAACUUGACAAGGGGCAUUUAUCAUUAGCAAGGCAUCCCAACAUCCAUACAAGAGCUGUUUUUCUCCAGGCAACCAGGUACCCAAGAAGGAUUAACACUUGAACUUAAAG